CUGAACCGUGUUUAUAGGCUUUAAUUAUAACAUAAGUGCAGAAUAGUAACGUGGGGUUAGUUUUUUGUUGUCCAACUAAAUACCUCUCUAACAUUGUUUUUCAAUGUCUGCUCUCACUAUGAAUUGAACACCGAAACUAUUGCUCCUGCCAUAUGUUUUUACAUAGAUAUGCAGUUUUUGUUGAGCUUGUUUAAAACCGGUAGGAUUCUACGCUCGUUUUAACCCCUUGGUAGCUGUUAGCAUUAAAACAGAUAUGGCAAAACAUGCAGUGUUGUCAUCUGGGGCCAAAUUAUGGAGAUCUCUGUCCUGUGCGAAAUCAGAGCUGCGCCUGGAUUUAACUCUUGCCUGUGGACAAACUUUCCGAUGGAAAGAAACUGCAGAAGGCCAUUGGACCGGAGUGAUGGGAGGGAGAGUUUGGACUCUGACUCAAACAGAUGAAACUAUUUGGUACUACGUGUACCAUACCCAAGACGAACAGGUAGAGAGAAGUGAUAAGGAAAGAAAACGUGGUGUUCAUCUAGAGAAGGAAAACAAGUUGGAGGAGAGAUUCAAAGGAGCUUUGAAGAAAGAGGAGGAAGAGCUAGUACCAGUGACUUUAGUGCAAAACACAGAGGAAGAAGAGCUGCUGAGAGAUUACUUUCAGCUGAAUGUUAAACUGGGGGACCUGUACAAGGAAUGGGGGGCAGCAGACUCCCAUUUCAAGCACAUUGCAGACAUCUUCACAGGUGUGCGGAUGCUGCGUCAGGACCCUACAGAGUGCCUGUUUUCCUUCAUUUGCACCUCCAACAACCACAUUUCUCGUAUCCAGGGCAUGGUGGAGAGACUGUGUCAGUCUUUGGGCACCCCGUUGGGCAAACUGGAUCAAACCUCUUACUACAACUUUCCUACCCUGUCUACACUUGCAGACAGCAGCGUAGAGGCAUGUCUCAGGGACCUUGGUUUCGGAUACAGGGCUCGUUUCCUUCAGCAGAGUGCAAAACAGAUUUUGGACACCCAUGGACUCCACUGGCUUGAUGGUUUACGUAAUGUCCCUUAUGCGCAGGCCCGAGAUGCACUGCGAACUCUCCCUGGUGUGGGCACAAAGGUUGCAGACUGUGUAUGUCUGAUGUCCCUUGAUAAAGCGGAGGCAGUCCCCAUAGACACACAUGUGUGGCAGAUUGCUAAACGGGACUACAGCUUUGCGACUGGAAAUGGACAAAAGAGCAUCACAGAUAAACUUCACAGGGAUAUCGGAGAUUUCUUUAGAAAACUUUGGGGUCCUUAUGCCGGCUGGGCACACUCGGUUUUGUUUUGCGCUGACCUCAAGAAGUUCCAAAAACUCAAAGAAACGCCUGUGCUGAAGGAAGAGGAGAACUGUGAAGAAGAAAAGAGAGUUGGAUGCAAGAAAACAAAAAUCAAGGCAGAGAUAAAAACCAAGUCAGCGGGCAAGAAAGCAAAGAUGUCUGUCUAGAAUGUGUGAGUGAUCCGAGGUAAACACUUCAUACUGAUAACAAUCACAAAAAAAUGUUUCCUUUUCUGUGUUAUAUCUACUUUUCUAUGAGUUCACAAUCAAACAUGCUGCACACUGGUGUCUUUAAAAAAUGAAAUAAAAUAACCUUUUCAUCUA
This is a messenger RNA of Notolabrus celidotus (New Zealand spotty), 1606 nucleotides long. RefSeq names its product 8-oxoguanine DNA glycosylase (gene ogg1). Lineage: Eukaryota; Metazoa; Chordata; Actinopteri; Labriformes; Labridae. Bases 254 to 1450 code for a protein of 398 amino acids. Gene Ontology annotation, cellular component: nucleus. Gene Ontology annotation, biological process: base-excision repair, AP site formation; nucleotide-excision repair; base-excision repair. The transcript is spliced from 7 exons. Gene Ontology annotation, molecular function: damaged DNA binding; 8-oxo-7,8-dihydroguanine DNA N-glycosylase activity. The record is from RefSeq and is a predicted model, not a curated record.